AUGCCCUUCCUGUCCUCCAAGCUCCUCCUGCGCACCUACUCCCUGGCCCUCCUCUCCUGCGCCUACUACCUCCUGACCGCGCCCACCCAACUCCUGUCGUCAAGCCCGAUAUGGCUGCUGGGGGAGAGCAUGAGCGUGCGGCCUGCGGGCUACGCGCCGGAAAUGAUGUCCCGUCACGGAGCAGCGGGCGGCGGCGGCAGCAGCAGCAGCAGCACGAAUUUGAAAAGGGGCCUGAUGGCGGGAUCGGGGCUGGCACAGGCACAGGGAGAAGGACCGGCUGAGAGGGAACUCUUCGCGCUGUUGGGGUUGGUGGUGUUGGUGUACGCCGCCACGCAGUUCUUCUUCGCUGGGGAUUUGUCCAUGAUCAAGGGGACGCGGCCAACCGCUGCUGCUGCUGCAUCGUCGUCGUCCUCGAGCAGCGCCGCCCGCCACGGUUUCUCCUCCGCCGCAAAGUCGUCCUCGCGCUACGCCGAAGAGCUGCACACCCUGCUGACCGCCCAGUCCCGCUGGCUCACACUCUCGGCAUUACACGUCCUGGCUUCGUCCACUCUGGUGUUUUGGAUCUACAUGUUCCACUCCCACUCUUCCCCCGAGCCGCAGUCUUCCACAGGUUCUGCUGAAAGCGGGACGUCGCUGCUGUCGGGACUGAAUCUGUUGGCGAACCGGGUGGUCUUUACGGUCGGGCUGGCGGAUAUGCUGUUCUGGGGAUACUUGUGGACGGUUCUGAAGGACGAAGGACGGGAUGUUGCCAAGUUUGUGGCCAUGCGCAGGGAGGCUGAAGACGACGAUGAAUGA
This is a messenger RNA of Fonsecaea erecta, 795 nucleotides long. RefSeq lists its product as hypothetical. Bases 1 to 795 code for a protein of 264 amino acids. The transcript has a single exon. Lineage: Eukaryota; Fungi; Ascomycota; Eurotiomycetes; Chaetothyriales; Herpotrichiellaceae. The record is from RefSeq and is a predicted model, not a curated record.